This is a messenger RNA of Apiotrichum porosum, 411 nucleotides long. RefSeq lists its product as uncharacterized. Gene Ontology annotation, molecular function: hydrolase activity, acting on carbon-nitrogen (but not peptide) bonds, in linear amides. The transcript is spliced from 4 exons. The record is from RefSeq and is a predicted model, not a curated record. Lineage: Eukaryota; Fungi; Basidiomycota; Tremellomycetes; Trichosporonales; Trichosporonaceae. Bases 1 to 411 code for a protein of 136 amino acids.
AUGGCCCAAACCAAUCGCCUUGAGCACAAGACGGUCGUGACUGUUGACCCCUUCAGGCCUGCUGCGGAGCAGAAAGGUCUCAUGAAUCGCUGGCACCCCGACAUUCCAGCUUACGUUACCGUCAAACCUGGCGAGGUCUUCAAAGUCGAGUGUCACGAAUGGACCGGUGGUCAGAUCUCAAACUCGGACAACGCCGACGACGUGAAGAAUGUUGAUCUUACCAAAAUCCACUAUCUCAGCGGCCCCAUCGCCAUUGAGGACAUCACCCCCUUCGAACAGAUGCAAUGGGGUUACACCGGCGUCUUUGAGAGGACCAACGGAGGUGGUCUCUUUUCCACCACGUUCGACACCAAGGCGGCGAAGGCGAUCUGGGAUUUUGAGGGUAAGACGGCAGCUGGCUGCGUCUUCUAG